Mugil cephalus (flathead mullet) is the source of this 4735-nucleotide messenger RNA. Its product is annotated as trichohyalin. The transcript is spliced from 7 exons. The record is from RefSeq and is a predicted model, not a curated record. Bases 731 to 1543 code for a protein of 270 amino acids. NCBI's taxonomy places the organism in Eukaryota, Metazoa, Chordata, Actinopteri, Mugiliformes, Mugilidae.
CAUUAAAGCACUGUAACUAUUUUCAGUAACUAUUUUCUUCUUCUAGGUUUGUAGGUCUAGGUGUGCCUCUCAGACCCACACCACAGCUUUUUUAAACAGUUCUCAUGUGGGAGCCCUGUACACAUGGGCCUUAGGAUUCAGGGACAGCUUCUCUCCAUUAGGAUCCAUUAGUAUACUCAAUCAGUCCAAGUGUUGAAGACACAGAUAUCAAUAACUAACGACUGUGAUUCAAGAGCAGACUGCUGCAUGAUAUUGCGCGAAGUACUGGUGAAUAUUGCACAUUUACAACUGCAUAAUACUUGCACUCAUAUUGCAUUUUUGGGCUUAUAUAAAUAUUACUAUUAUUGUACGUAGGGGAAUGAUGGGGAGCUGCGCACCGAACCCCUAAAUACUAUUUUAGGUGUUUUGUGCAAAGACAAUAAAUGAAAUCAAUUCAAGUGUAAUCACUGCAUUUGCACAAUACAAAAUACAUUGUAGCAACAGCAGCAACGAUUCCGACUACAGUCUCUGCAGGAUGAUUGAACAGAUCUUUGGCUUCACCUUGUGGUCAUCCAGAGUAAGUGCAGCUGAAAGAGAAGUGCGGCGCCUCGUGUUUUUUAAUUCUUUUUUCUUCUUCUUGCCGUUCUGUGAAUCCCUGCCAAGUUGAGUUAGACGUCAGUGGGGAACCUGUGCUGGUGAGUGGACGUGUGCCGUGCGCGUCAGGCAGUUCCCGGAUGCACCGAACAGAAACAUGGAACGGGUAGUGGUGGAAAUGCCGAUCAACAACGGUUUUUCCAUCGCCUGCCCUUCCAUGACACCACGAAAGCGCCAGGUGCGUUUUUCAGCGCGCCAUGACAUCAUCCUUCUGCGAGAGGUUAUCGCCCAAAACCCUUUUGCCUCAAAAGAGCCAGGACGGAUCUGGGCCCGUGUGGGUGAGAUUAUCACCGCAGCUCUCCAAGAGGAAAACUUUGAGGUGGAUGCCAGGAGAUGUAGGGAGAGGACCAUGCUGCUGCUAGACUACUACAAGAAACAAGACUUCCCCAGUCUGCGGAGGUUUGGAACAGAGAGGUUGUACGCCCAAAAGGAGGAUCUCCUUCAUGAGGUUUUGGAGCUGGAAGCUGAGAAGGGACUCCUGGCCAGCGGUGAAGGCGCAAAGUACCAGGACGAUGAGCGAAGAAAUCGAGCCAUAGAUGAGCUGUCUCUGCUAGAACAGGAUAAACCCAACAUCACCCUCACACAAACGCCUGCAGAACCAGAAGAAAGUCGUGAGGAAAUGGCAGAGAUUUCAGCGGCGCCCACAGCCAAGCAGCCCUGCCAGUGUUGCUGCCAGACCUACUCUGAGAUUCUCAGCUUUCUGGAGAAGCGUUCGGAGGCAGAGCAGCGGCUUCGAGAGGAGGAGCUUGCCCUACGCAGAGAGGAACUGGAGAUUCAGAGGAGUAAGAUCGCUCUGGAGAGAGAACGCCUGGGAGCUGAGAGAAAAGAGAGGGAGCGGAGAUUUGAGCUUGAGAGCCAAGAGAGGCAGGUCAUCCUGGAUCUGCUAAAAGAGAAGGUGCUGAAAGGCUGAUAAAAAAAAAGAACUUUAUCACCUGCAUUUUAUUGCUCUUUGACAAAAAGUGUGUGAGUUUGUGUCGGUAAGGGAAUAGCUGACUACUAAAACGAGGAAGGAAAACAACAGAACUGGAAGUGAACAGAUGAAAGAGAGGAACAGUGAGUUGAAAUUAAAAAUGGAGGACAAUUGUCUUUGUCUGUUUGAACAAACAUGCCAUGUUGUCAGACACAGGGGGUACCCAGACCGGUAUACAGCGGUAUGAAAAAGUGUUGGCCUCCUUCCUGAUUUUUAUUUAUUAUUUUUUUUGAAUGUCACACUUAAAUGUUUCAGGUCAUCAGACAAAUUUAAAUAUUAGUCAAAGACAACACAAGUAAACACAAAAGGCAGUUUUUAAAUGAAGGUUUUUAUUAUUAAGGGAACACAAAAUCCAAACCAAAGGGGGUAAACCUGAUUGCCCCCUAAACCGGUAACCGGUUCCCCCUAAACUGGUUGUAUUGAUGACUUGCAAUGAGUCUUUACAGUACUGUGGAUGAAUUUUUGCCCGCUCCUAUUUAAGUGAUUUCUUGAUUGAGAUCAAGUGUGGCAGCAGUCAGACCUAGAGAAUUUGAUCUCGGGUGUGAUAAACCAGUUAAACAAGGGGGGAAACACUUUUUCACACAGGGCCAUGUAGGUUUGGAUUUUGUUUUCCCUUAAUGAUAAAAACCUUAAUUUAAGAACUGCAUUUUGUGUUUACUUGUGUUAUCAUUGACUAAUAUUUAAAUUUGUCUGAUGGUCUGAAACAUUAAGGUGUGACAAACACGCAAUAAAAUAAGAAAUCAGGAAGGGGGCUGAUGCUUUUUCACACCACUGUAUACAGCUGCUUCAGAGAGUAUUCAGACCCGUUCAGUUAUGUACUUUAUUGUGUUGUAGAUUUAAACUGGUACAGUUGACAAUUUCUCAUGAGUCUGAAGUAAUCAAUACGAAGAGUAUGAAAACAUAAUUUCAGUUUCUUUUGUAUUCAGACUCAAAAACUGAAAAGUUACUUUUAGUAUUCAGACCAUUAACUCGGUAUAGUGUUGAAGCUUAUUUGGCAGUCUGGAGUCGAGUCGAGUCUAGAGAGGCUUUGCACUCCUGGAUCUGGGUAUUUUAUUCUGUUCUUUCUGGCAGAUCCUUCCAAACUUCAUCAGACACGACGGGAAGCAUCUGUGGAACUAAAAUCUUAGGUCUCUCCUCAGAUGUUCUGUUGGGUUUCAGGGUUUUGGCUGGAUCACUCAAGGACAGUCAGAGGCUUGAGGAAAAAAUGAGGGGGGUUGAAUAUUUCUGAAGUGAUCAUGGAACUGAUACAUAUAGCAACACCAAUGUUUGUUGAAACCAACUGCUCAAAUCUGACGCUCAUAGACUUAACUUCCAGUGGCACAGCCUGCAUGUGGUCUUGAAAUCACUUCACUUGUUCGAGUGUCACCUAAUAAUUUGUAUGCAGUAAUGGAUGUGGUGUAUUAGGUGUAAGUCCCUCACCUAUAACUGGCACCAUGUGCAAAGAAGGUUAGUUUCUUAAAUAAAAGCUUUCCCUCACUGGUCCACCAAGCAGGUUACGUCGUAUCAGUGCCAGGGUGGCAGAAAUACAAAGACAACUGAGAAAGCCUGUAUAUUUAAGCUUUUGCGAAGCCUGUAGCAUUCACCAUAUUAAUGGCUUUAUACAUGCCUUAUUCAGCCGCUUUCUAUUUGGAGCAUUUUAAAUAAAUUAGAAAGUAAAACUAUAUUUUACUGAACACUUUUGUAUUACAAAACUAUAUUAUACAGAGAUUACACAGAGACUGUUGAUCAUUUUCUGACCUUAAAUAACAUUUUAAGUGAUAAUAUCACUACCUUUCUAUUUUUUUCUACAAAUUAUGAGUCAAAUAUAUGUCACUAUCUACAGUUUAAGUUGCUAAUCUGAUGUGCAGUUAAAAAUCGUUGGUUAAAGUUUACAUAGAUGUGGAAUCCGUUACAGAAGCACUUCUUAUUACACAAUCUGCUGGUUGUUUUUCAUACUGACAAAUGAAAUUAUUUGACUUUAUUACAUGAUAGUUGCUACUGUAACCAUAUGUAUAUCGUUAAUAAGAAAUUGAAUUAAAGUGUGAUUUUUGUCUCACAACAGGUCCCCACAACAUAUCUUAUGAAAGCCCAUAAAACAAAUGCAAAUGGUGUGCAGAGUGUAUAACCAAGUGCAUUCACCUCCUCACACUCAAGCACUGUGUGGAAUCAGAUACAGUAUCCAAACGUAGCUGAAUACGUAGCUGGCGCUGUAACUUUAAAAAAAAUUCUGUGUUAAUGUUUAAACUAAGUUGGUGGUUAAACAUGCACCAGCUGCAGAGCCUUUGGGGAAGCAAGCCACCACAAAUAUGUAGCAUAUCGUCACAUUGGAUUGCCAGAAUCUGUUCAGCUGUUGUUGUUUUUUUUACCCUGUCCAGAGCCAAAGGUUAAACAGUAGUGUGAAAGAAAUGAAUGAACAACAUGAGGCUCAUCAGUACUGGAUUUCCUCCCUGCCCAUGAUUACUGAGUGUGCAUUACACACUUAAUAUAAUAAUGUUAUACUUGAACGUACUUUAACAAAAGAUAGCUUAAACUAAUCAUUAUUACACAUUUUAAAUGGUGAAUCCCACAGAAUAAGCCUCUGUGUCUCUGUGCCUGCUGUAUUGCUAAUAAUCUGUUAUCCUAAAUACACGAUUAACUGUAUUUCACACAGUUACACUUUAGGAACCACAGUAAUACUUUUUCCACUAUUGACACAGUGACUGUCCCUAAACUAGGACAGAGUGAUCAGUCCCCAAAUAAUCUAUAGCCUCUUUUCUCUUUUGUUUUUGAGUUGUUUUUUAAUUGGAGAAUCAUAAUAAAUAAAUAAAUAAAAAAUGUUAAUUACAUCCUGGUACAACCUGUGUAAUACUGAUUAUUCACAUAAGGGACAUAAAUAUUAAAAUCAUUUGUUAUUAAAAAAAACAUUGUAUGUAUAUAUAAAAUGUAUUCGGAUGUUUGUUGGCUUUAAGGUGUAUUUGCGUGGGAAACAAGGUGGCACAUCUGUUGCUGAAUAGUAUAUCUUGGUAUUAUUAGAGUUCUGGCAAAAAUAAAAACAAAAACAAAAAAAACAUUGACCCGAAUUCUUCAACUACACUUUUGGUCGCUGCGCUUUAAUUUGAUGUCAUACAAAUCGCACGCUCUGAUUCGUCAGAAGUAUCUAAAACAUGCCCACUG